AUGCCUGCAGACGCCGCAAAGGGAAGUGUGAUGGACGACAGCCAUGCGGACAUUGUGUGGGUAGAGGACAAGACUGUAGCUACAGCAGCAGCUUCGCGCCCGAAGUUUGGCAACCGACAGCGGUUGUCGCUGCGGGCCGGGAGACUGGCAAGUCUGAUAACCGGCGACACGGCUCAGCUCAACAGAGAUGCCCUCGUGGAGAUGCUAUCGACUCUCCAGGAGCAGUUGGACACUCUGGCGGCCCAAGUGCGCCCGCCCACGCAGGUCCAGCUUGACUCACCAUCACCAACCUUGGCAGCUGAUUGUAGCGGUGAUGAGAACUUCAUCGCUACUCUCAUCAAUGACACCGGUGUCGGUCAGGAUAGCGCACACCCGGCCAAACAGCAGUCGCGUGGUUCAGCGCAGCACUUCUAUGGACCGACAAGUCCAGACUACAGCUUGAACGUAGCCCAGUUGAAACUCCGUCGAAACAGCUUCCCGGGCGCCCCGCUCCAGCAACGGCAGUUUCAGCUGGCCACCAUCGAUGAGGAUGCUUCGGAUGAGGACGAGGUCGCCGACACCCCCAGCCCUGCUAUGCCACCACGAGUCCUUGACCGCGAGGCCCUCGGGCGACUACUGCAGUUCCGCUCCUUUGUGGAUCUACAAGAAGCAAUUCGUCUUUUGCACGUGUAUCAAGAGGUUGUAGGAGACCUUCAUCCGCUGAUUGACCUCAACGAGGUUAUUUCCCUAGCACGGUCCUGUUAUGCAGAUCCAGAGUCUGUAGUUUGGGAUGUUUCUGCCAGGAAAUCAGGAGCUGCUUCAGACGAAAACCUUGUCAUUUUGAACCUGGCUUUGGCCAUAGCCCUCCGAGCCGAUUCUAAUCCGGAGAGUUCUUCCGUCGAAAUUCUUGUCCGAAACUGUUUUCAAGAUGCCGUCAAUACAAAACUCGGCACAGCUCCCCAUAGCAUCAGGCAUGUCACCAUCGUCCUGCUUAAUGGCUUAUAUGAAUUCUUCCAAGAUAUGCCACGCUCCGCGUGGCGCAUGUGUGGAAUUGCUGGUCACAUGCUAAUGGAGCUGGGGUUUCACAAUGGUGAAGUAUCCAAGCAUCUCUUGGAAUUGAACGCCCAGAGAGAAGAAGCUUGGAAUUUGAUCAGCUGUAUCCUCAUUAUUGAUCGCCAAUGGAGCUCUGCAACUGGGCUUCCAACACAUUUCAACAAUUCCAGCUUCAGCGCAAUUCCCAUGUCUUCCAUCAAGAACCCUCAUGUCAAGGCGAUGCAUGCCUUUAUCCUCAUCAGCGACAAAUUUAGUGAGCCUAUUGCGCAAGCUGCCAAGGGAGAAGGGUAUAGUGAUGAUGAAGCCUUCGAGCUGAUGAGCUUCCAAAUCGAACAGUGGAGGAAGAAGGCUGUUGGGGAGCAUAUACUCUCUCAGUCUGACAAGUGGCAAACCGAACCGUCGACGAAGCCUCCCACGUGGUCAAUUCUUCUGAAUCUCAGGGCUGAAUCUGUUCGUAGUUUGCUGCUCAAGCCGUUCUUCUUCUCAGAGUCUGAUCCUGGGAAAAUUACCAAACACAUCCGGCCUGCGACGGAACUGGUAUUCAAAGUCGUCAACGUUCUCUACACCCUCGAUACUACCACUGAUAUAUACCGUAAACAACACCCCAACUAUCAACAUCUAUUAGCGUCCGCGAUAGCACUUGCCUUUCUACUGGUAGCGCUUAUUGAACAACAUAGGACUGAUUUGCUGCCAAGCCUAUCUCCGGACCUCCUCGAUUCACUGAGUCGCAGUUUCGAAAUGGCGGUCGCUCUGACGGAUAACUACGUCAAGACAUCGAGGGCAGCGCGUAGACUAUCAAAAAGGUUAUGCGAGAUGAGGGGAAUCUUGCUGAACCUGGGCCUCCUCAACAGGUCGAGCUCGGGCGACGCAGCACGAAUUGAGUCUACUCAGAGAAGCACGGCCAGAACCACACAAAAGACACCCUUCUCCCAAACCACACAGCUCUUCCCAUCGUUCACCUCCCCCUUCACCACACGAGACACCAGCGUAGGUCUUGGGACGAUUUUCCCUCCUACUUCAGAUGUCGAGAUGCAGCCGAGGUCAAGUUGGACAGACUCACUCCGGUUUCAAUGGCCCGUUGGGGAUACCAGUACUAUUUUCUCAGAGGGUAUUUUCUAG
This is a messenger RNA of Fusarium keratoplasticum, 2151 nucleotides long. Its product is annotated as Fungal-trans domain-containing protein. The transcript has 4 exons. Gene Ontology annotation, biological process: DNA-templated transcription; positive regulation of transcription from RNA polymerase II promoter by galactose. Gene Ontology annotation, molecular function: DNA-binding transcription factor activity, RNA polymerase II-specific; zinc ion binding; RNA polymerase II cis-regulatory region sequence-specific DNA binding. Gene Ontology annotation, cellular component: nucleus. The record is from RefSeq and is a predicted model, not a curated record. NCBI's taxonomy places the organism in Eukaryota, Fungi, Ascomycota, Sordariomycetes, Hypocreales, Nectriaceae. Bases 1 to 2151 code for a protein of 716 amino acids.